Messenger RNA from Suillus paluster, 2754 nucleotides. RefSeq lists its product as uncharacterized. The coding region runs from base 1 to 2754 and encodes 917 amino acids. The transcript has 8 exons. The record is from RefSeq and is a predicted model, not a curated record. Lineage: Eukaryota; Fungi; Basidiomycota; Agaricomycetes; Boletales; Suillaceae.
AUGCAUGCAUCCAAGCGACGGAAGGGUCUUUCUCGCAAAGUUCAUGUCUCUGGCUUCAGCCAUACUGGAGAACGACGCAAUGAAGUUUUAUCCCAGGCAGCAGUGGCCCGCGAACGCACCGCAGGUCAAGAACGCUACCGUCUCAACAUUACUGGUACCUUCUUUCUUUCACUGUCUUACUCUAUGCUGAUCUUCUUCUCAGGUCUUAGUCAAGAUACCCUCAAUGUCCUUGGUGAAAUAUGCACUGAACUGCCUCACGAAGACUUUAUAGCCACGGACGCCAUGGACCACGAUGGGCAAAAUGGAGACUGGGAACCCAUACCUGAGUCUUGGAACGAGGACGAGACGAUUGCAUCAAACUCAGCUCCCCCUCUGACUACACCACUGUCAACUGAACAUGGCUUUACCAUCGAAGUCGUCGACCUUUUCACUUUGGAAUCACACGCAUUCAUCCCACGUGAGGACGACAUCUUGACAUCUGUCACACUCGUAAACGCUGGCUAUGUUGGUCACGUCCCACAUACUCCCUCACUUGUAUUUUCUCUCCGUACAUUGGAACAUUACCGACUCGUUCGUUCACGCAAACCUUCAUUCAGUGUAGAGGCCUUUAGCAAAGUAAUAUGUGACUCAUACAAGGUACCUUACAGACGACAUUAUCGCACAAUGUUAGCGGGCGCAUUCGAUGUCUACUUAACUAUGGUCCACUCCAUCGAGCAAAAGGUCAAUGUUGCCCUUGGUCGUGAUACCCUGAACUGGCGGGUCCUUAACGCCUGCCCUCCAUGUGCCUAUGCACUCGAGGAUGAAUCACCUCUCACAUUCAAUCGCAUGUUCGUCAUUGAUGGUGGGAAUUCAGCAAAAAGGAUGCUACAAGUAGGUGAUCGUCAGCGUGGAGAUAUGAGGGAGUAUGCUGACAGCGACUACAUGCUUCCUCGGCCUUACGUCAACCAGUUCGCAAAUGAAGUUCGGUCGCAACCAAUGCCUGCGGACACUUCAGAGCCUGAGGAUGUUGUUCCUGCUAUUGGGAAUGACGAUGACGCUGACACCGAGGACUCAUCACGACAAGUCAUGUCUUCCGAUUGCAGCAAGAACUGGAAGGCUGCCGCCGGUGAAGAGAAGAAACAGAUGUGGAGUAUUUUCGAUGAGACUGGCCUCUUUGUUGCUGCCUGUCGUCAUGGCCUCCUAUUGUGGGUGACUGACAUGGUGCGCAGCGGUGAACUUGCAAAGUACCCUCUCGCCAUCAUUUCAAAAAUUAUCGAGGUUCUUGGUGAGCGCAAUCUUGGGGCUUACGACAUUGGCUGCGGAUUGCAUCGACUAUCAGCUCGAGUAGCCUUGGGGAAGCAUUCAAGAAGCAAGGAUGCCUGUAUGUGCGUGGACACAUUCCACGGCUACGCGCACAACUUCGCAUGUCAAACAAAGAACCACCCUAACGGCAUCCAGGGCGCAGCGCAUCAAAUGCCAUUCGCCCCUGUCAUUCGCUAUGCGAGUCCCUACCAUAGACAUGUCUUCCUCGACUUAUUCUUCAAACAAUGGGAUGAGGACAAGUACCUCAACCUCGCUACCAUGAUUUUUAACAACUAUAAGCAGGCGCUCAGUAUCUUGGCCUCGGAAUCAAUUGCACUUGACAAAGCGAAGAGGUUGCUUAGCAUCAGUGAUGAUGAUCUUGAGAGUUGGCGUGCCAAAGAGGUUGACUAUUUCGCAAAUGUUGGCAAACAGUCCACGUGGGAUGUGCACACUAUGGUGUAUGUGGAGCUCCUUCAAAAAUUGAGAGACACGGAGUGCCAGGCACAUGACGCUAACUCCAAGUUCUUAUCUACUACGCCGUCAGACUAUCAAUUUCUCCCUCCUUCACAGAGCUCGUACUCCGCUGAUCUCUCAUCUACAAGACGACUCGAAAUGCAGCGCCGUUAUGCGACCGAACGCCUUGCUACCCUUCAACAUGAAGUCGUUUCAAUGGAACCGUCGACUCUAGAAUAUCAGCAAACAAUGGAAUAUAUGGCAACCUACAAGUACCAGUGUGCACUUGACCAGCUUCAACGGCUGGUUGUCCAGCGUCUUUUCGAGCUUCAAAAGCUCAAUAUAUCGCAGACUGCCUACAAGAUGCAAACACACAUUUCAAAGUCUCUUCAAACCCGUUGUCGCACCAUCCAAAAUGCUAUCAAGAAGUAUAACGAAGCCGCGCUAGAGCUCAAUCCCCCUCGUGCACCACUUGAAUGGUCCAGAGUCUCGCAUUAUAGCUUCCUCGAGGAGUUUAGUCUCCUACAUGAGACACGUCAGGAUGUUCGAGAAAAACCUUGGGCGAAACCAGCCGUCCGCGAGGUCAUGCGCCAAUGGUUGUGCAUUAAGCGUGCCAAGGAGGAAAUCGAGCGCUGCAAUGUUGAAGUGCGGCGCCUCCACAUAGCAAUCAUUGAUGAACACCAACAUUUCAAUCUUAUUCUCAAUUCGCUUGCUGACGAUUCUCUUCUAAAAGUCGCUGUCGAGGAAUUCUGUGCACGCCGUUGUCUGAUCAAUUUCCAGUUGCUUGCUCGCAUCUCGCAAAUCUACGCACUAUCUGGUUUCACUGGUGUGGCAUCACCUGGCACGAGGAAAGGAGCGGUACUAUCUCGUAUGGAGCAGGACAGUGCAUUACCAGAAGCACCGGAGGAUGAUGCGGAUGACGCGGAUGACACUGCUGAUGCACCUUAUGAAGUUGAUGACCUGCAGCAAGGCAUAGGCACCCUGGUGGAAUACUUAUCUGACUUAGUACUUACUCGUUGA